AUGAACUCGAAGCUACGUGACAAAAUCAAGGCAUUCAAGUGUGAAGAGUCCGAAAUUCAUAGCAUUAAUUACAAGGUCACGAAAAAUAAGAAAAAAAUCGAACACAGUCCUCGCGUGGAAAAGAAUGAAGUCCUCAAUGACCUUCCACCGUCGAUCCCAAAAAAUGCCACUGUGGUGUUCGUGGGUUUCAAUCCAGGAGAGGAAUCUUCUCGGAAACAGCACCACUAUGCUCAUCCUACCAAUCUUUUCUGGAAACUCUUCAAUGCUCUGGCUCUCCUCAACCAGAUAGUCCUUUGCAGAGACACGCCUGAAGAUAGGCAAUUGCGGAUAUACAAAGAAAUCUUCGCAACAGGAACAUGCGUUGCGCGGCCCUACCACGACUACCAGCUUGCCGAGCUCGGCGUUGGAUUCACAGACUUGUGUCUUAGAUGCACAAAGCAGGCCAAAGAGCUAAACCUCAAAGAAAAGCUCGCCAAUGUCCCACGACUAUUUACAGAAUUUGAGGCGUCUAGAGCGCCCUUCAUUGUCAUUGUGGGAAAGGGCAUCUGGGAGAUCAUCGUUAAGUUCAUCGACGGAAAGGGCAAAUUAACAGGCUUUGAAUGGGGGAGGCAAAACCCCGAAAGCCCGGUCAUCCGAGCAAUCCAUCACAACUGCGGAUACACACCAGCCAUCUACGUGUUUCCAAACACAUCGGGAUUGGUGGCUCUGAUGAAGUAUCCACAGAAGCUACAGUUAUGGGAGCAACUAGCGUCCGACGUCGCUUCCACGUGA
Molecule: messenger RNA, 771 nt
Organism: Australozyma saopauloensis
Lineage: Eukaryota; Fungi; Ascomycota; Pichiomycetes; Serinales; Metschnikowiaceae
Exons: 1
Coding region: 1-771 (256 amino acids)
Biological process (GO): base-excision repair, AP site formation
Molecular function (GO): uracil DNA N-glycosylase activity; pyrimidine-specific mismatch base pair DNA N-glycosylase activity
Source: RefSeq, a predicted model, not a curated record